This is a messenger RNA of Antrostomus carolinensis (chuck-will's-widow), 3219 nucleotides long. It is a transcript of the gene ADCY7, whose product is annotated as adenylate cyclase 7. Bases 1 to 3219 code for a protein of 1072 amino acids. NCBI's taxonomy places the organism in Eukaryota, Metazoa, Chordata, Aves, Caprimulgiformes, Caprimulgidae. Gene Ontology annotation, cellular component: plasma membrane. The transcript is spliced from 26 exons. Gene Ontology annotation, biological process: adenylate cyclase-activating G protein-coupled receptor signaling pathway; intracellular signal transduction; adenylate cyclase-inhibiting G protein-coupled receptor signaling pathway. Gene Ontology annotation, molecular function: adenylate cyclase activity. The record is from RefSeq and is a predicted model, not a curated record.
AUGCCAGCUAAAGGUAAAUAUUUCUUCAACGAAAAUGACGACUGCAGGAUAUCAGACCCGCUCUAUGAGAAGUACUGCUAUACAAGCCAGCAGCAUCCGCUCCUGCUGUUGCUGCUCUUCAUUGCAAUCGUCUUCUGGACUACUCUAAUUAUAAUCUUUUUUGUCACUGAUGAGGCAUAUUAUCAUCUUGCCUUCAUUAUUGCAGUAUGUGCUGCUCUUGUCAUAUUUGCAGUCAUGUACUUACUUUUAUGCAUUGAAUCCCUGUUUCGGAGAUGGCUAACGUUAUUUGGAAUUAUGAUUUGGAUUUGCUUCUUAAUCAUAGGAUAUGUAUCCCUUUUUGAAAAAGAAAACGAUUAUCAGCUGUGGGAACAGGUUCCAUUCUUUCUAUUCAUAAUCUUCACAGUUUAUACCAUGCUACCCUUUGGGAUGAGAGGUGCUGUCAUAAUUAGUGUUCUUUCUGCUCUCUCCCAUAUUAUUGUUCUAAGCAUUGUGGUAAGCAUGACUUCUCAGGAAAAUAAGGAAUCCAUGCUGUUUCAGCUCCUUGCCAAUGCUGUCAUUUUUCUUUGUGGUAACUUGAUGGGUGCAUUUCACAAACGCCAAAUGCAGGUUGCUUCGUGGGAUUUGUAUAGAUACACAUUAAAGUGCAUUCAGGUCCGAAUGAAAUUGAAAAUUGAAAAGAGGCAACAAGAAAAUUUGCUUUUGUCCAUACUGCCAGCUCAUAUCUCUAUGGAAAUGAAGCUAGCAAUCAUAGAGCGACUAAAGGAGACUAAUGAUAAUAGACAAAUGCAUGACAACAACUUCCACAGUCUAUAUGUAAAAAGGCACCAAAAUGUUAGCAUUCUUUAUGCAGACAUCGUAGGAUUUACUCGCCUUGCCAGUGACUGCUCUCCUAAGGAGCUAGUAGUGAUGCUGAAUGAACUUUUUGGAAAGUUUGAUCAGAUUGCAAAGGAGAAUGAAUGCAUGAGAAUAAAAAUCCUGGGAGACUGUUACUACUGUGUCUCUGGCCUACCUGUGUCCUUACCGGUUCAUGCCAGGAACUGUGUUAAAAUGGGACUCGACAUGUGUGAAGCAAUAAAGCAAGUGAGAGAAGCCACAGGAGUGGAUAUCAACAUGAGGGUUGGUAUUCAUUCUGGGAACGUGCUGUGCGGCGUGAUCGGCCUCCGGAAGUGGCAGUAUGACGUCUGGUCGCACGAUGUGUCCCUGGCAAACCGCAUGGAGUCUGCGGGUGUACCUGGCCGUGUACACAUCACUGAAGCAACGUUAAAUCACCUAGGCAAAGCUUAUGAAGUAGAAGAAGGGAAUGGACACCUGAGGGAUCCUUACCUUGAAUCCAUGAAUAUCAAAACCUACUUAGUGGUCGAUCCAAGGUCCAAACAAUGCGUAUCAAAUAAUCAUCUGCCUAAAACAAGAGUUAAUGAUGGGCUGAAGAUGCGAGCAUCUGUUCGGAUGACACGUUAUUUGGAGUCCUGGGGAGCAGCCAGGCCCUUUGCCCACCUGAACCACAGAGAAAGUGUGAGCAGUGACUCUUCAGGCUCACAGGGAAGGCGAAGAAAGGAAAUACCUUUGUGUUCCACUGGGCGCCAGAGAACUUCUGAUAGAAAUUCAUCUCAGAAGGGAAGGAUAGAGGAAGAUAUUUAUGAUGAAAUGAUGUCAACCAUUGAGGGCCUCAGUUCAACUAACCCGUGGUGCGGCAAGUCAGAUGACUUCUGUGGAUUUUCACUGAUUUUUGCAGAACCUGGUCUUGAAAAAGAGUAUCGCACCAUUCCUAUUCCAAAACUGAAGAGUUACUUCGUGUGUGCCAGUUUUGUGUUCCUCUGUAUAUUUCUGAUACAGAUGUUUAUAAUGCCAAAAACUGCAAAACUAGGAAUAUCCUUUGGCAUUGUUGCAGUCAUCAUUGCACUUAUUUUGUUUGUCUGCUUUGCUGAGAAAUGUAUGAAGUGCUGCUCAGAGCGGUGGCCUUUCCUGCGCCAUCUCUGUGCUGUUUCAGAAAAGGUGGAAGCGAUGCCUUUACUGAGGCUCCCGUUGGCAGUCAUCACUAUAGGUGCCUUGCUGAUUAUAGCCAUUUUUAAUUUGACUACUGAAAAGAACAAACCUGCAAACUUCACUGGAUCAAAUGACCUGUGUGCUACCACCUAUCCUUUUGGAAACGCGACUCAGUCCUGCGUUGAGGAAACUUAUUAUGCUUACUGCUGCAUAUUGGGGUUCAUUGCUUGCUCAGUAUUUCUUCAGAUGAGCUUCGAACUCAAAGUUCUCCUCCUGUCCAUUGCAGUGACUGUAUACCUCGUCAUUUUCAAUACCCUUCAGCACAGAAACUUGAGCUCCUAUGGCAACAGUACCAGGCUUUUCAUCAAAGAGCCAAGGAUAAUGACUAAUUUAUAUCUGGUUCUGUUUUACAUAACCCUAAUUUUACUUGCAAAACAGAUUGACUAUUACUGUCGGCUGGAUUGUCUGUGGAAGAAUAAGUUUAAAAAAGAACAUGAACAGUUUGAAACGAUGGAGAACGUUAACAGGCUUUUGCUGGAAAAUGUACUUCCAGCACAUGUUGCUGCUUAUUUCAUUGGUGAAAAACGAAAUGAGGACUGGUACCAUCAAUCUUACGACUGUGUCUGUGUCAUGUUUGCAUCGGUACCAGAUUUUAAGGUGUUUUAUACUGAAUGUGAUGUCAAUAAAGAAGGCCUCGAGUGCUUGCGGCUGUUAAAUGAAAUCAUUGCUGAUUUUGAUGAGCUCUUGUUAAAGCCUAAAUUUAGUGGUGUUGAAAAAAUAAAAACCAUUGGAAGCACUUACAUGGCAGCAGCUGGUCUCAGUGUUACACCAGGCCAAGAGAACAACCAGGACAAGGAGAGACAGCAUGCUCACAUUGGGAUUAUGGUGGAAUAUGGAAUUGCCUUGAUGAGUAAACUGGAUGGCAUCAACCGACAUUCCUUCAACAAUUUCCGCUUACGUAUUGGGAUAAAUCAUGGCCCUGUGAUUGCUGGUGUGAUUGGUGCCCGGAAGCCUCAGUAUGAUAUCUGGGGCAACACUGUGAAUGUUGCUAGCCGAAUGGAGAGUACGGGGGAACUUGGGAGAAUCCAGGUCACAGAAGAAACGAGUAAAAUUCUCCAGGAGUUGGGAUAUUCAUGUGAAUGUAGGGGCCUCAUUAAUGUCAAAGGCAAGGGAGAACUGAGGACUUACUUUGUUUGCACUGAAACUGCCAAAUUCCAAGGUAUGGGACUGAACUGA